AUGGCUCUAAAUACAGAUCCCAUGUGUUUAGACAUUAAUAUAGUUUCAGCCAGAGGCCUUACUGGAGUUGACCCAGCGUCCAAACCCAAGCUAUACGUCGUCGUUUCAUUCUUCGGCGCCGCGGUGAACCAGCAGAGGGCUCGGACCAACGUGGACAAGGACGGCGGCGGAAAUCCUACGUGGAACUUUGCAGUGAAAUUCGCCGUCGACGUGGAGGCAGUAAAGCAAGGUAUAGAGGGUAGUCUUGUCUUUGCUCUUAAAUACGAGGAUGGGAGGGGAGACAGAGAUUUAGGGGAAGUCCACGUGUCGGUUGCGGAGCUUUUGCAGUCUGCUGGAGAUGAAAAAUCCAUGCGAUACGUUGCCGUUUCGUAUCCGGUUAGAAAACCGUCGGGAGAGACGGUGGGCGUGUUGAAUUUCGAAUAUAAAUUUGGUGGUUCUCCGGCGAGUGAUACACCGCCGGCUGGUUUCCCCACGAGGUAA
This is a messenger RNA of Cucurbita pepo subsp. pepo (vegetable marrow), 480 nucleotides long. Lineage: Eukaryota; Viridiplantae; Streptophyta; Magnoliopsida; Cucurbitales; Cucurbitaceae. The record is from RefSeq and is a predicted model, not a curated record.